AUAAAUGUCAGUGUACAGAAUUGUGUAUCAAGUAUAUUUUGCAAGAAAAACAGCAAUGUCUUAUGUUUUUGAUAAAUGUUAGGCUAGGUUAUGUGCACUGUCCUCUGUCUUUCCAGCCCUAUCCUGUGGAAAGCAACUAAAAUGGUUGGGUUCCAAAAAGAAAAGAAAAGAAGAAAUUAAAGAACUGACAAUAUAGCAAGGAAGUCCUACACCAAAAUAUCACGAAAAGUGGGAACCCAGAAAGUCACUUUAAGCGCAGAUGCAAAACUUUAGGCGCAGUGGGAUGGAAUCUGACUUUGCCCUGAGGGCAUUCGAUCAUCUGGACCAAGCAGGACUUUGACUGCAGAGGCCUGUUGGGUGUGACCCGGAGCAGACGUCUGCAGUCCCGUCCUGGUGAGAGCCUAAGGGAAACCGUCCCUGUGCCAGCCGGGCACCGAAGGUCGUCUGCAUCCUCGGAAUUAGCUCGGUGGCUGUCAACAUGUUCUGGAAGUUUGACUUGAACACCACAUCCCACGUCGAUAAGCUGCUGGAUAAGGAGGACGUGACACUGCGGGAGCUGAUGGAUGAAGAUGACAUUUUGCAGGAGUGCAAAGCUCAGAACCGGAAGCUGCUGGACUUCCUGUGCCGGCCGCAGUGCAUGGAGGAGCUGGUGAGGCUUGUCACCCAGGAGCCACCCCUGGACAUGGAGGAGAAGGUCCGCUUCAAGUACCCGAACACGGCCUGCGAGCUGCUGACUUGCGACGUGCCACAGAUCAACGACCGUCUGGGGAGCGACGAGGCUCUGCUGGACCUUCUGUAUGACUUCCUGGGCCGAGAGCCACCUCUCAAUCCCCUGCUUGCCAGUUUUUUCAGCAAGACCAUCGGCAAUCUCAUCGCGAGAAAGACGGAGCAGGUGAUUGUGUUCCUAAAGAAGAAAGACAAGUUCAUCAGCCUGGUCCUGAAGCACAUCGGCACCUCGGCCCUCAUGGACCUGCUUCUUCGCCUGGUCAGCUGUGUGGAGCCCGCCGGGCUCCGGCAGGAAGUGCUACAGUGGCUUAAUGAAGAGAAGAUCAUCCAGAGGCUGGUGGAGCUGAUCCAUCCGGAUGAGGAUGAAGAUCGGCAGUCCAAUGCUUCUCAGACUCUCUGUGACAUCGUCCGGCUGGGCCGGGAGCAGGGUGGCCAGCUGCCAGAGGCCCUGGAGCCGGACCCCCUCCUCGCAGCGCUGGAGUCGCAGGACUGUGUGGAGCAGCUUCUGAGGAACAUGUUUGACGGAGACCAGACCGAAAGCUGCCUCGUCAGCGGGACUCAGGUGUUGCUGGCCUUGUUGGAAGCACGGCGGGCUGGGACAGAGGGCUUGGUGGACUCCUUUUCUCAGGGACUGGAGAGGCUGUGCCCUGUCAGCGACAGUGUCCUGCGCGGCAUUGAGCCGCGGCUGAAGGACUUCCACCAGCUCCUGCUCCACCCACCAAAGAAACCAGCGGUCCUGACCACCGUCGGUGUGCUGGAGGAGCCCCUAGGGAACGCGCGUCUGCACGGGGCCCGCCUCGUGGCCGCACUGCUGCACACGGACACGCCCAGCAUCAACCAGGAGCUCUGCCGGCUCGACACCGUGGGCUUACUGCUGGACCUGUUUUUCAAGUACACCUGGAAUAACUUUCUGCACUUCCAAGUGGAACUAUGCAUAGCCGCUAUUCUCUCCCAUGCUGUCCGGGAGGACAGGGCAGAAGCCCAUGAGCCUGAGAGCAGGGUGGAGCCUCUGCCUGGAAAUGGGGGCUCAGAGGCCCCCCAGGCUGCUGCCAGCCACCCCGAGAACACGAUGGUGACCCACCUGUUCCAGAAGUGCUGCCUGGUCCAAAGGAUCCUGGAAGCCUGGGAGGCCAACGACCACACACAGGCGGCCGGUGGCAUGAGGCGUGGGAACAUGGGCCACCUCACCCGCAUCGCCAACGCAGUGGUGCGGAACCUGGAGAGGGGCCCUGUGCAGACCCCAGUCAGCGAGGUCAUCCGAGGACUCCCUGCAGAUUGCCGUGGGCGCUGGGAGAGCUUCGUGGAGGAGACGCUGACGGAGACCAACCGCAGAAACGCCGUGGACCUGGUGAGCACCCACCACCUACACCCCUCGAGUGAAGACGAGGACAUGGAGGGCGUGUUCCCCAACGAGCUGUCCCUUCAGCAGGCUUUCUCUGAGUACCAGGUCCAGCAGAUGACAGCUGCCUUUGUGGACCAGUUUGGCUUCAAUGACGAGGAGUUUGCAGACCAGGACGACAGUGUCAACGCUCCAUUUGACCGGAUUGCAGAGAUCAACUUUAGUAUUGACGCUGACGAGGACAGUCCCAGCGCAGCUCUGUUUGAGGCCUGCUGCAGUGACCACAUCCAGCCCUUUGAUGACGACGAGGACGAUGACAUCUGGGAGGACAAGGAGACUCACUGUGCUGCCCGGGUCACGGCCAGAGCCAGGUUUGGGGGCCCUCCUGCCUUAGGGAGCUGCCGGGAGAACAGCCUGGCCCGUGGAGGCCAAGACGGGAAGGAAGCGGAUGGGGAUGGGCCCAGAGCCCCUUCAGCCGCUGCCCAGGACGGUCCUCGCAUGGAGGGCGCCUCAGAAGGCUCCACAUGGACAGCGUUUGAUGAGCCGGUGAGUCCGACUGCUCCAGCCCCAGGAGUAGCAAUGGAUGUGGGUUCCAGUGUGUGGAUAGCCAGCGUCCCCAGCACCUCGGCUCUGGAGGAGAAAGGCUGGGCCAAGUUCACUGACUUCCAGCCUUUCCGCUGCUCGGAGUCGGGGCCUGGGUGCAGCUCCCCGGUGGGCACGGGACAUGACGAUGCCCAGGGUGGCCUCAGCCAGGGCCUGGAGACAACCCCUGGCCCUGCUGCCCCACGUGCCUGGAGUGCGUGUGUCUCCAGGGACGCCCCCCUGGUGGCCUCCGACAGCAACGAGGAUGAGCAGAAGGUGGCUGUUGCCUCACAGGCCGUCAGCGUGGGUCCUGGUCAGGAGGCCCCCCCAGUGCCCGCAUCAGCCCCCAGGACCACCAGCACGCUGCCAGGUCCCACCUCCCCUGCACCUGCUGAAGCCACCUCUGCCCUGGCUGUGGCUGUCCCCCCAGGGCCUAUGGUGGCUGUCACCACUGCAACCACAGCCAGCCCAGCUGUCUCUACAGUGGCCGUUCUGGGGACAGUGACAAAGGACAGGAAGGUAGACGCACCCCCACCCACAGGAGCCACCUCCAACGGCCCCGUGUGAUGCUGCCGCCCAGCCAUGGCGCCCUUAAUCAAAACCUACCUGGUGAUGCAAUUUGUCUUUUUUAAUUUAAUUUAAUUUUAAAAUAAAUGCUGCAUUGGUAAAGCUGGCAGUGGGA
Molecule: messenger RNA, 3329 nt
Organism: Artibeus jamaicensis (Jamaican fruit-eating bat)
Lineage: Eukaryota; Metazoa; Chordata; Mammalia; Chiroptera; Phyllostomidae
Gene: PPP6R2
Product: protein phosphatase 6 regulatory subunit 2
Exons: 23
Coding region: 479-3214 (911 amino acids)
Cellular component (GO): nucleus; cytosol
Molecular function (GO): protein phosphatase binding; protein phosphatase regulator activity
Source: RefSeq, a predicted model, not a curated record